GGGCGGGACUCACCAGGGUCUGGUCCAGUUAAAAAGGUGGGAGCGGCCCGGGACCCAUCUCUCCUCUCGGUGGAGUCUUCAGACAGCUGGUGCAGCGGUCCCAGGAUCACCUUCUACCCUCAGCCAUGGCCUGUGGUCUGGUCGCCAACAACCUGAAUCUCAAACCCGGGGAGUGCCUCCGAGUGCGGGGCGAGGUGGCCCCUGACGCCAAGAGCUUCGUGCUGAACCUGGGCAAAGACAGCAACAACCUGUGUCUACACUUUAACCCUCGCUUCGAUGCCCACGGGGACGUCAAUGUUAUCGUGUGUAACAGCAAGGACGGUGGGGCCUGGGGUACCGAGCAGCGAGAGUCAGUCUUCCCCUUCCAGCCUGGCAGCGUUGUGGAGGUGUGCAUCUCCUUCGACCAGGCUGACCUGAGCAUCAAGCUGCCAGAUGGAUACUCAUUCAAGUUCCCUAACCGCCUCGACCUAGAGGCCAUCAGCUACAUGGCGGCCGACGGCGAUUUCAAAGUCAAGUGUGUGGCCUUUGAGUGAAGCCGCUGACCCACAGUCUCCAAUAAAGGCUGCUGCCUGUCAUGCCCCUGAA
Messenger RNA from Loxodonta africana (African savanna elephant), 585 nucleotides. RefSeq names its product galectin 1 (gene LGALS1). The transcript is spliced from 4 exons. Bases 126 to 533 code for a protein of 135 amino acids. NCBI's taxonomy places the organism in Eukaryota, Metazoa, Chordata, Mammalia, Proboscidea, Elephantidae. Gene Ontology annotation, molecular function: carbohydrate binding; laminin binding. The record is from RefSeq and is a predicted model, not a curated record.